This is a messenger RNA of Pieris macdunnoughi, 1245 nucleotides long. NCBI's taxonomy places the organism in Eukaryota, Metazoa, Arthropoda, Insecta, Lepidoptera, Pieridae. The record is from the annotation of a GenBank genome assembly.
AUGUGUCAAUCAGUAGCAGAGUCCUACGCUGGAAAAAGCAUUUUUAUCACUGGUUGUACAGGAUUCUUGGGGAAAGUACUCUUAGAGAAAAUACUCUACAGCUGUUCCGAUGUUAAAAAAGUCUACAUACUUCUUAGAGGGAAGCGGGGAUUGACGGUUCAAGAGCGUCUUAAGAGUAUGCUAGAGCUACCAGUAUUUUCAAGACUUAAUAGAGAGAAAGCGAAAUUUAUUGACAAAAUAGAACCGAUAGUCGGUGACGUAAGUCAGGAAGGUCUUGGUAUCUCCCCAGAAGACAAAGUAACGCUUAUUAAUGAGGUAUCAUACGUAUUUCAUGCGGCUGCAUCGAUCAAGUUUGUCGCACCGCUACAUGAUUUGCUCAACAUCAAUGUCAAGGGUACUGAGAGGGUAUUAUCUUUAUGUAAAUGUAUGAAGAAGCUGGAGGUCCUCGUUCAAGUUGCAACAGCGUAUUCCAAUACACACAGUAUAUUUAUCGAAGAGAAAGUUUACCCAUCACCAAUUCCUCUGAGCCAUAUUGAUCAUUUGAUAAACGAACAGCCAGAUGAAGAGAGAACUAAAAUGAUAAUAGGAGAUGAGCCAAACGCAUAUACAUUCUCUAAGAAGCUGGGAGAGGCUUUGUUGGCGGAAAAAACAUGGUCAUGUUCCCGUUAUUAUUAUAAGGCCUUCAAUUGUAACUGCAAGUCUAUCAGAACCGAUCCCAGGAGUUCUGCCCGGGAACGGACGCAACCGGCAACAAAGAAAAUACUGCCACAAAGCGUAAAAGUUUACGCUUGUGCUACAAGUACAGAGAAGCCUUUGACGCUAAGGGACUUAUUAAAUCUGACCACAAUAAGUAGUAAAAGAAAUAAAUUUAAUGAACUACCAUUUCCUGAUGUUUACUUUACAAAUUCCAAAUUUUUACUGGUUUUCUUAUCGGCUGUCCUACAAACUUCUCCUUUAACACUGGCUGACGCUUUGUUACGGAUUUCAGGAAAAGACCCUAAAUACCGAAAAAUACUGCGAAGAAUAGAACAAGUCCGCGAUGUAUUAGAAAUCUUCACGACAAACUCUUGGAAGUUCAGCACGAUGAACAAUUACUGUCUCUUCUCAUCUUUGUCACCGAGUGAUCAAAUAACCUUCCCUUUCAGUCCAUCAUUAAUAAAUUGGUCAGAGUAUAUUCCUAUAUACUUCGACGGAAUGGUUAAAUAUUUAUUUAAGAAAAACCCGGUUUCAUCUGAUCUCUCAUAG